GGGGUGGUGCGCGCGCGCGUGUGCCGGUGCAGGAGGAGAAGGCACCAGCAGUGGUGACGGGAGCGGGAGGGGGGGAGCGUUGCCGAGACGGACACGGACUUCUCGCGAGGCUUUGGCCAGAGGGGAGAGUGUCGGAUUCCAGAGAGCGAGCGCGAGCGAGGGAGAGAGAGUGGGGCUGCUGGGGUGAGUUUGUAAACAUUCCGUUACUGGUGUCCACACGACCCCCCCCCCCCCGCCGCCACCCCAGGCUGAGACCGGGAGAAACGGGCGCCGUGAGCGUCGCUGGUUACACUGCAGUCUGCUUGCAAGAAUGGGGGACGACCGGCCUUUCGUGUGCAAUGCCCCUGGUUGUGGGCAGAGGUUUACAAACGAAGACCACCUGGCUGUCCACAAACACAAGCACGAGAUGACCCUGAAGUUCGGUCCUGCCAGAACAGAUUCUGUCAUCAUUGCAGACCAGACCCCCACUCCCACGCGUUUCCUGAAGAACUGCGAGGAGGUGGGGCUCUUCAACGAGCUGGCCAGCUCCUUCGAGCAGGAGUUCCGCAAGGUCGUGGAGGACGAGGAGGACAAGCGUGGCAAGCCCCUGCUGGCCAGCUCCCAGCCUGGUGCCCUGGACAUGACUUUGACGCCCCCUUCAGAGGUUAAAGUCAAAGAGGAGGAGCCUGUGGAGGUUGACUCCUCUCCUCCGAGCAGUCCUGACAGUAUGUCCUCCAGCAUGUCUGACUACAAGGAGCCGCAGGAGAAUCCCCCCAAGCCGGCAGUCAGUUCUGCCCCCACCCCCACCAUCGUGCGUCCAGGCUCGCUGCCCCUGCACCUGGGCUACGAGGCCCUGCAGCCCACCCUGCCUUCGCCCACCUCUGUCAUCACACAGGCGCCCCCCUCCAAUCGGCAGCUCGGGUCUCCCACGGGCCCCUACCCAGUACUGAUGCACCUACCCAAUGGUCAGGCAGUGCCAGUCCUUCCUGGGCCCCCUGUGCAGAUGCCCUCGGUCAUUUCUCUGGCCAGGCCGGUGUCUAUGGUGCCCAACAUUCCUGGGAUCCCCGGCCCUCCCCUGGGUAGUAGCAGUGGCUCAUCCUCACCCUCCGGCCACAUCCAGCACUCCGAGGCCAAGAUGAGGCUGAAGGCAGCGCUGUCCCAGCAAGCCCCCAUGGCCCCGAACGGAGGGGGCAUGGCCAUGGGUUCCAGCCCCAUGGUUCCCCAGAGACAGGAGCAGAGCCAGCUUUUAGUGCAGCACCCUGAUGCGCCAUCUCCUGCACAGCCUCAGGUGUCCCCCGCCCAGCCCACAGGUGGGCGCCGGCGGCGGGCAGCGGACGACGACCCCGACGAGAGGAGGCAGCGCUUCCUGGAGAGAAACCGGGCUGCUGCUUCCCGCUGCCGCCAGAAACGCAAAUUGUGGGUCAACUCCUUGGAGAAGAAGGCGGAGGAGCUGACCUCCAUGAACGUCUCUCUGUCUAAUGAGGUGUCGUUGUUGCGGAAUGAAGUGGCCCAUCUAAAGCAACUGCUCUUGGCUCACAAGGACUGCCCUGUCACCACCCUACAAAAGAAGAAUGCUUACUUAGUGGGAGAGGAGAGCCCUAAGGACCCCUCGGAGCCUACAGGCUCCCCUGCCCCGGUCAUCCAGCACAGCUCUCUGUCCUCCAGCCCAGCUGCUCAACCCAAUGGGCUGAGUGCACGCGCCGCGGCCGAGGCGGUGGCCAUGUCUGUGCUGGCGGGCAUGGGCAGCCAGCGGGCCGAGCCUAACCCCGCCCACGUCAUCAUGGCCCCACAGUCGCAGCCUGCUGCCAGAUGAUGACCGCAGCCCUGCUGAUAACAUCAGAGCCUAGAACUAACCAAUGGCCAGAGACCUGAGGAGGGCUAGAGGGUAGAGGAAGUGCCCAGAUGAUUUUUUUUUCCUCACUAUCCCUCCUCUGCUCUCCACCUUACACCCCAGUGCUGUAACAUCCUAUCCCAUCCCUGGCCUGGAGCACAGCGGCAACUGGGAAUGAACUGGGACAACUGUGGAGAUUCCUGUUAGUGUUGCCAUAAACAUCUGGGACUGGACUCUUUAUCCCUCCUACUGAUCCCCGACCUCUGACCCCUCCUCACCUGUUCUUACUAGACCGUACAGCUGUAUCACUCCCCCUGCGCAGCAUGUACCGAACAUCGUACUGUUAUACAUGGAUUCGCAGGCGCACAUACACAAGUUUUUUGUCUGAUUUGCUGCGGAUCUUCCCUUUCUUGUCUCCCGUGAUGCCGGUACCAUCGCAAACCUUCACAGACUGUUCAUGUCCCAGGCAUUGUGUACGUAACUCCGAAAUGCAGAUUGCCCUUCAGCAUCUGGCACCUCUUACAGCACACAGCAUCCCUGUUUUUUAUUGCAGGAGUCCUUCCAAAAUGAGGUGCUAUGUUUUGUUGUUUAGUGUUUGUUUCUCUUUAUUUACUAUGCAGGACGUUGCCAUUAACAGCCACCACCGCUGCCACCUCUUUUGUCUUCAGUUACAGCUGUUCUAGCCAAGCUCCUCGUAAGCUGCAGACUGGGCAGUCCUCCUGUUCUGAAGGGUUGGGUUGACAAUCGGAUUUGUUCUGUGCAAGGAAGGAUUGAAGACCAGAAGAAAUGAAUACAAAAAAAUACAUCAGAGAUGGGGAUCUUAAGCACUGGGCAGCUCCCUGCAUGCACACGCUGGAGCCGAGUGUAACGUGCUCUCGUUGUCGUUGGCACACACCUCACUGCCUCCUCUCCAUUAAGAAACCCCAGCCUGGGGCGUGCAGGGGGGAGGAGGAGAAGGCAGACUCGCAGAUCCUUGGGUCCUCCUGUGUCUUGGAAGUCAUUGUGGUGAACCAUGACCUGACUUUUAAGAAAAGCGUUUUUCUUAACUGAUCCAAACGGUUUAAUUUACUUCCUUUUUUACCCUGUUAACCGUUUUUAACCCUGUUUAAUCCUGGCUCCCUGAGAGAGACGACAAUCUCCUGUUUUUGAUUCUUACCCUGAUCCCUUACCAGUGGUUUCACAUACCACUAAUCUUGAACAAAGUAAUAUUAUUCCGCGUAAACUAAUUUAGGAGUAUAGCUAAUCUUGGUCCGUUGAACCAGCCCUUAACUUAAUAUUGCCGUAGUCUAAUUGUGUACGGUUACUGGGUUCUCUCUGGCCUCUUUGAGGGUUUGAAGUUCUUUGCUAUGGCUGCACAGGGCCAGGAGUAGUGACCUGCAGUGGCUGUGGACAGACGCGGGAGAUUUGUGCUGGUGCCGGGGGAGGAACAGCUGUGUCACAGUGCACAUGUGUAUGCAUCUUGAGAUGAACGGUUACAGCCAGUCAGCACAAGUGCCCAGGGAUUUUGUUUUCUUUUGUGAUCAAUGCGCUGCCUCCCUGUGGUCAUUUUUUUUGUUUGUUUUCUACCUGAUGACAUGCGUGAAUGUACAGUUUGGUUCUUUGUUGUUCUUACUUUUUUAAUUUAGAAUUACCCAUUAUCUUUUUGUUCCACGUGCUGAAUCUGGAAUAGCCAGUUGAGUGUGUUUCGGGACCUUGACCUCUGUGACUGCACACAGGGUAGUGCAUGCAGACUCCUCCCACCCGCUCACGUUCCAGCUACUUGUCCUUAUCACAUUGCAGACAGCACAGUACCGUACCUUGGGCUCAGUACAGACUGGAGGGGAGGCAUGUCCCUCACCCACAACACAGUACCGUACCUUGGGCUCAGUACAGACUGGAGGGGAGGCACGUCCCUCACCCACAGCACAGUACCGUACCUUGGGCUCAGUACAGACUGGAGGG
This is a messenger RNA of Lepisosteus oculatus (spotted gar), 3751 nucleotides long. RefSeq names its product activating transcription factor 7b (gene atf7b). Lineage: Eukaryota; Metazoa; Chordata; Actinopteri; Semionotiformes; Lepisosteidae. Gene Ontology annotation, molecular function: DNA-binding transcription factor activity, RNA polymerase II-specific; cAMP response element binding. The record is from RefSeq and is a predicted model, not a curated record. Gene Ontology annotation, biological process: regulation of transcription by RNA polymerase II.